Molecule: messenger RNA, 1879 nt
Organism: Aspergillus steynii IBT 23096
Lineage: Eukaryota; Fungi; Ascomycota; Eurotiomycetes; Eurotiales; Aspergillaceae
Product: Zn(II)2Cys6 transcription factor domain-containing protein
Exons: 4
Coding region: 266-1879 (537 amino acids)
Biological process (GO): regulation of DNA-templated transcription
Molecular function (GO): DNA-binding transcription factor activity, RNA polymerase II-specific; zinc ion binding
Source: RefSeq, a predicted model, not a curated record
AUGGUUUUUCUCGGCAUUUCCAUCCUCAUCUUCCUGGUCUUCUUCAUAUGAGGCGUUUCUUUGGGCUGCAGGGCUGCAAUAUUAGUCCGAUGUGCAUGGAUCUCAAACGUGCAUUGUCUCAUUAAUCAGUCUUGUGGGGUAUGACUGGCCCUGUAUGGAGGCUAGCAGCUACCUUAAUACUCUAGCUUCUCUAUUGUUAGCGGCCUCGGAUAUCAACACGUGAAAUUGACGGAGUACGCAGCCUACUGCCAGAUAAAACGGCAAGAUGGUGUAUGGCGGGAAACCAAGCACAGGGUGCCAGACAUGCCGACAGCGGCACAUCAAGUGUGAUGAAACUCGUCCUCAUUGCAGGGCCUGCGUCCGGACGGGUCGUUCCUGUCCGGGGUAUCCGCAUCCUCUCGACGUGAUGCUGAGAGACCGGACUGCAUUUCAGCGGAAGAAACGGAGUGUUUCUAGCAGCAAGCCGCCGCAGGUUGCUAAAAAGGAUCAAGAAGAUCCGCAAGCACAAGCAUCACCCACGGCACCCACGUCAAAUAUGGCUGUUAUGUCUGCCAGUUCGAAUACAACACCCCCAAGCUCUCCGCCUGUGGUAGUCGAUCUGCCGCCGCAGGUUCCUGGCACUUUGUCGCUGCCCAUGGAGGAUACAGUGUCUUCUUUGUUCUUCAAUUCGUAUUUGUUUCUGCCUAAAGACCCUCUAAUUCGGCUGGGGUAUAUGGAGCUUCUUCCGGUCUUUUACUUCAACACCUCGUUCGAUUCACCUUUACGCCUUGCUGUGCAGGCUGUGUCCUACUUCUCUGUGGCGGCUUGGACGGGUCAGCGAUCGUUGCUUCGUACCGCAGAACAGACCUUUAUGAAAGCGGUAUCGCGGACUAGACUCACUUUGCAGGGGAACAUUGACCACCACGUGGAGGAGACUCUCAUGACCAUACUUUUACUUUCAACCUUCGAGGAAUUCUCCGCUCUAAAAGAGAACAGAGUUACGAAUAAAGCGCAUCUACAUGGUGCAAUCGCACUUGUGAAUAGUCGACGCCUUGAGCAACGAAAGACUGCCCAUUCUCAAACAUUAACCAUGGCAGUUCAAACACAAAUUGUUCGGACAUCUCUAGGUCUAGCAUACCCAAUGGCUCAGACACCAAGCUUAUCCCCACUUCCAAUGCCUUUGGCCGAGACUGCAUCAGGCCAUUUAACAAUCGUCACAUCCGAGAUUGUCAGCCUGAGACAGACAUGGGACCGUAUCUCUUCUACUCCGGGAAGCUAUCAAACGGACGAAUUGAAGAACCUUCUUUCGACAGCUAUGGCUCUUGAUAACAAAAUUUCAGUCUGGAAACAUAUCCUCCCAGACCGCUGGCAUCCCACCCCGGCCACAUUCAUCCCACAAUCAGUCCGAGACGCCGGGGUUUUCGAAAAUCGAUGCGACUGCUACCUGGAUCUCUGGAUUGCCUCAACAUGGAACUUCUACCGAGACUCGCGGAUCGUCAUCCAGAAUAUCAUCAUAAACUGCCUUCGCCUGCUUCCCGAACAGAGCUCGCCCCAUGAAAUCCAGGCAAGAACCGCCUCAAUCCAAAAGCUUGCCACGGACAUCUGUGCAACCGUGCCGUAUCUCCUUGGUGACCAAACCAUGUCUGUUCAAAUGAGCCCGCACAAGGUCGAAUACCCUGAAUGUGAGGGACGACGAGUUACUCCGGGCCAUCAGCAAACCGCACCCCUUCUGGGCGGCUGGUUUGUCAUAUCGUACUUGACAAACCUCUGGUCUCCGGAGCUGUGUCUUCGCGAGGAACAGCGGGCUUGGAUCCGAAAGCAGAUGCUGCGAGUGUUGCGAAUAUACACAUUCCAUACUCUCAGGCCGUGGACCACGGAGAAUUUUAGCUGGAGUCCAUGA